Rotaria socialis is the source of this 1536-nucleotide messenger RNA. NCBI's taxonomy places the organism in Eukaryota, Metazoa, Rotifera, Eurotatoria, Philodinida, Philodinidae. The record is from the annotation of a GenBank genome assembly.
AUGAGCGGCUCAUCAGCGAGCAGUCCAACCCUAAAUGUCAAUGAUUCAUUAAUACUUCAUGUUGUUGAUGCCCAAACAAGUGCAGAAAAUGGACGUAAAUUUACCAAAUACAAAGUCUCUGUUAAUUAUACUGGACGAGAAUGGGAAAUCUGGAGACGCUAUAAAGAAUUUAAUACAUUGAAUGAAAAGCUUCGUCGUGCUCGUUCUGACCUGAAAUUACCUGGCCGUCGUCUAAUGGGAGACUCUUUUGAGCCUGAUUUUGUAUUAAAACGGUUACGUGGUCUUAAUGAAUAUGUUCAACGACUUUGUAAAAUUUCUCAACUUGUUAAUUUACCUGAAUUUAUCGAAUUUUUUGGACUCUGUGUAACAUCAUCAAACGGAUCAUCAACAAUAACAGCAGAUGUUCCUACAGCAAUGAAUAGUGAUGAUAAUGCUGCUACAAUGAAUGAUAAUACUGAAGAUCCAUCUGCAUUGUCUGAUACGAAUCGUGUUAAUCUUGGCAGAACAGAAAAAACUUCAGUUAAACCUAGCGAUUUCGAAUUUCGUGCAUGCAUUGGAAAAGGUUCAUUCGGGAAAGUUUACUUAGCACGACACAAAAAUGAAGAUUCAAUUUACGCAGUCAAAGUUGUAAGUAAAGCACUAAUCAAACGAAAACGGGAAGAACGUCAUAUAAUGGCUGAACGUGAUGUACUUGUGAAAAAUACUCGUCACCCAUUUCUUGUUUCCCUUCAAUUUUCAUUUCAAACGCCCGACAAACUAUAUUUUGUUAUGGAUUUUGUUAAUGGCGGUGAAUUAUUUUAUCAUCUACAACAAGAACGAGCAUUUAGUGAAACACGCUCAAGAUUCUAUUCUGCUGAAAUAGCAUCAGCUAUUGGUUAUCUUCAUAAACUUGAUAUUAUCUAUAGAGACUUAAAGCCGGAAAAUAUUUUAUUAGAUCGAGAAGGGCACAUUCGUUUAACUGAUUUUGGUUUAUGUAAAGUAAUGCUAUCAACCGAAGGUCGCGAAGGACGAACAGCAACAUUUUGUGGAACACCAGAAUAUCUUGCACCUGAAGUUUUAAGACGUGAACCUUACACAAAAGCUGUUGAUUGGUGGUGUUUGGGCUCGGUUAUUUAUGAAAUGCUAUGUGCUCGACCACCAUUUUACUCACGUGAUGUAAAUGAAAUGUAUGAUAAUAUAUUAAAUCGUUCUCUUCGUUUUGUUGGAAAUGUAUCUGAUCGUGCUAAACUUCUCAUUGAACAGUUAUUAAAAAAAAGUCCAAAUGAACGUUUAGGUAGUGGAUCUGAAGAUGUAGCUGACAUAAAACGUCAACCAUUCUUUGAGCAAAUCGAUUGGGAAAAAUUAGAAGCAAAAAAAAUUGCACCGCCAUGGAAACCGCCUGUCACAAGUUCAACUGAUCUAAAUCAAAUUCCAAAAGAAUUUAUUGAUGCUGGAGUAUCUCCAGGUGUAAAUGAUCAAUAUAUUGGCAGUGUUACACACAAAGGCUCAUCAUUUCCUGGCUUUACAUAUGUUCAUGAUGCAGAUCUCAAUAGUUGA